Messenger RNA from Capra hircus (goat), 6831 nucleotides. It is a transcript of the gene RIMS2, whose product is annotated as regulating synaptic membrane exocytosis 2. Gene Ontology annotation, cellular component: presynaptic membrane; cytoskeleton of presynaptic active zone. Bases 352 to 4185 code for a protein of 1277 amino acids. The record is from RefSeq and is a predicted model, not a curated record. The transcript has 22 exons. Gene Ontology annotation, biological process: regulation of synaptic plasticity; regulation of membrane potential; calcium ion-regulated exocytosis of neurotransmitter. Gene Ontology annotation, molecular function: small GTPase binding; transmembrane transporter binding. Lineage: Eukaryota; Metazoa; Chordata; Mammalia; Artiodactyla; Bovidae.
ACCACCCUCCCCGCGCCCUCCGCGGCCGGGCCCGGCCUCCCGCUCCUCUUCUUGCUCCAACAGCUCACUUGCCAGCCCUUCGCCCCCCGGGGAAAAAGAAACAUUUCUCGGAGCGCACUCGUCAGCCCUGCCUUCCCCCCACCCCGCCGCGCUCGCCCUCCCCUCCCCUUCCCUCCCCGCUUUUCCAUCUUGGGGGAGGGGGGCCGUCGCCUGGGAUUGAAGGCCAUUGAUUUGUAUGUGUUUGUCCCGGCGCCGGAGGCUGCCCCAGCCGCCCGCGCGGGUGCCGCCGCCGCCGCUGCCGCCGGUGGAGUUGCCUCCCGGCUUCCCUAGGGUGGUUGGACUCCACCAAACAUGUCGGCUCCUGUCGGGCCGCGGGGCCGCCCGGCUCCCACCCCGGCGGCCUCUCAGCCGCCUCUGCAGCCCGAGAUGCCCGACCUCAGCCACCUCACGGAGGAGGAGAGGAAAAUCAUCCUGGCCGUCAUGGAUCGGCAGAAGAAAGAAGAGGAGAAGGAGCAGUCGGUGCUGAAAAAACUUCAUCAGCAGUUUGAAAUGUAUAAGGAGCAGGUGAAGAAGAUGGGUGAAGAAUCACAGCAGCAGCAAGAACAGAAGGGUGAUGCUCCAACCUGUGGCAUCUGCCACAAAACCAAGUUUGCUGAUGGAUGUGGCCAUAACUGUUCAUAUUGCCAAACCAAAUUCUGUGCUCGUUGUGGAGGUCGCGUGUCAUUACGCUCAAACAAGGUUAUGUGGGUAUGUAAUUUGUGCCGAAAACAACAAGAAAUCCUCACUAAAUCGGGAGCAUGGUUUUAUAAUAGUGGAUCUAAUACACCACAGCAACCUGAGCAAAAGGUUCUCAGAGGACUGCGGAAUGAGGAGGCGCCUCAGGAGAAGAAAGCAAAACUGCAUGGGCAGGCCCAGUUCCAAGGACCCUCAGGUGACUUAUCUGUACCUGCAGUGGAGAAAAGUCGAUCUCAUGGGCUCACAAGACAGGAUUCUAUUAAAAAUGGGUCAGGAGUGAAGCACCAAAUUGCCAGUGACGUAGCUUCAGACAGGAAAAGAAGUCCAUCAGUGCCCAGAGAUCAGAAUAGACGAUACGACCAAAGGGAAGAAAGAGAAGAAUAUUCACAGUAUGCUACUUCGGACAGCGCAAUGCCUAGAUCUCCAUCAGAUUAUGCUGAUAGGAGGUCUCAACGUGAACCUCAGUUUUAUGAAGAGUCUGAUCAUAUAAAUUAUAGGGACUCCAACAGGAGAAGUCAUAGACAUUCCAAAGAAUAUAUUGUAGAUGACGAGGAUGUGGAGAGCAGAGAUGAAUAUGAAAGACAGAGGAGAGAGGAGGAAUACCAGGCGCGCUAUCGAAGUGAUCCGAAUUUGGCCCGUUAUCCAGUCAAGCCACAGCCCUAUGAAGAACAAAUGCGGAUCCAUGCUGAAGUGUCACGAGCCAGGCAUGAGAGAAGGCACAGUGAUGUUUCUUUGGCCAAUGCUGAACUGGAAGACUCCAGGAUUUCUAUGCUAAGGAUGGAACGACCAUCAAGGCAAAGAUCUAUAUCUGAACGUAGAGCUGCCAUGGAAAAUCAGCGAUCUUAUUCAGUGGAAAGAACUCGAGAGGCUCAGGGACCAAGUUCUUAUCCACAAAGGACCACAAACCAUAGUCCUCCUACCCCCCGGAGGAGUCCAAUACCCAUUGAUAGACCAGACGUGAGACGUACUGACUCACUAAGGAAACAACACCACUUAGAUCCUAGUUCUGCUGUAAGGAAAACGAAACGGGAAAAAAUGGAAACAAUGUUAAGGAAUGAUUCUCUCAGUUCUGACCAGUCAGAGUCAGUGAGACCUCCACCACCAAAGCCUCAUAAAUCAAAGAAAGGAGGUAAAAUGCGCCAAGUUUCAUUGAGCAGUUCAGAGGAGGAAUUAGCUUCUACACCUGAAUAUACCAGUUGCGAUGAUGUUGAGAUUGAAAGUGAGAGUGUAAGUGAAAAAGGAGACGUGGAUCACAACUGGUUGGACCAUACGUCUUGGCAUAGCAGUGAGGCAUCCCCAAUGUCUUUGCACCCUGUGACGUGGCAGCCUUCUAAAGAUGGAGAUCGUUUAAUUGGUCGCAUUUUAUUAAAUAAACGAUUAAAGGAUGGAAGUGUUCCUCGGGAUUCAGGAGCAAUGCUUGGCUUGAAGGUUGUAGGAGGAAAGAUGACUGAAUCAGGUCGGCUCUGUGCAUUUAUAACCAAAGUUAAAAAAGGAAGUUUAGCUGAUACUGUAGGACAUCUUAGACCAGGUGAUGAAGUACUAGAAUGGAAUGGAAGACUAUUGCAAGGAGCCACAUUUGAAGAAGUAUAUAACAUCAUCCUGGAAUCCAAACCUGAACCACAGGUGGAGCUUGUUGUUUCAAGGCCUAUUGGAGAUAUACCUAGAAUACCUGAUAGCACACACACACAACUGGAGUCCAGUUCUAGCUCAUUCGAAUCUCAGAAAAUGGAUCGUCCUUCUAUUUCCGUUACAUCUCCCAUGAGUCCUGGCAUGUUGAGGGAUGUUCCACAGUUCUUAUCUGGACAACUUUCAAGCCAAAGCCUUAGUAGAAGAACAACGCCUUUUGUUCCUAGGGUUCAGAUAAAACUGUGGUUUGACAAGGUUGGUCACCAAUUAAUAGUUACAAUUUUGGGAGCAAAGGACCUCCCUUCCAGGGAAGAUGGGAGGCCAAGGAAUCCUUAUGUUAAAAUUUACUUUCUUCCAGACAGAAGUGACAAAAACAAGAGAAGAACUAAAACAGUGAAGAAAACUUUGGAGCCCAAAUGGAACCAAACAUUUAUUUAUUCUCCAGUCCAUCGAAGAGAAUUUCGGGAACGAAUGCUGGAGAUUACCCUUUGGGAUCAAGCUCGAGUUCGAGAGGAAGAAAGUGAAUUUUUAGGAGAGAUUUUAAUUGAAUUAGAAACAGCAUUAUUAGAUGAUGAGCCACAUUGGUACAAGCUUCAGACUCAUGAUGUUUCUUCAUUGCCACUUCCCCAUCCUUCACCAUAUAUGCCACGACGACAGCUCCAUGGAGAGAGCCCAACACGGAGGUUGCAAAUAUACCGUCUUCAUUUUCUUCCUGAGUCUCAUUUAUGUUCUUGUUUCUGCCAUGCUUUCAGUCAUUUUCUUACUCUACCUCGCUCCAGAUACAGUCAGAGCAUUGAACAUCAUCACAGGGAUGGCAGGGAUUGUGAAGCAGCAGAUAGACAGCCAUAUCACAGAUCCAGAUCAACAGAACAGCGGCCUCUCCUAGAGCGGACCACCACCCGCUCCAGAUCCACUGAACGUCCUGAUACAAACCUCAUGAGGUCGAUGCCUUCAUUAAUGACUGGAAGAUCUGCCCCUCCUUCACCUGCCUUAUCGAGGUCUCAUCCUCGUACUGGGUCUGUCCAAACAAGCCCAUCAAGUACUCCAGUGGCAGGACGAAGGGGCCGACAACUCCCACAGCUUCCACCAAAAGGAACAUUGGAGAGAAAAACCGGGGGUAAAAAGCUACGGAGCACUGUCCAGAGAAGUACAGAAACAGGCUUGGCUGUGGAAAUGAGGAACUGGAUGACUCGACAAGCAAGCCGAGAAUCUACCGACGGCAGCAUGAACAGCUACAGCUCAGAAGGAAACCUGAUCUUCCCUGGUGUCCGCUUGGCCUCGGAUAGCCAAUUCAGUGAUUUUCUGGAUGGCCUUGGCCCUGCCCAGCUAGUGGGGCGCCAAACUCUGGCCACACCCGCAAUGGGUGACAUUCAGGUAGGAAUGAUGGACAAAAAGGGACAGCUGGAGGUGGAAAUAAUUCGGGCCCGUGGCCUUGUUGUAAAACCAGGUUCCAAGACACUGCCAGCACCAUAUGUAAAGGUGUAUCUAUUAGAUAAUGGAGUCUGCAUAGCCAAAAAGAAAACGAAAGUGGCAAGAAAAACGCUGGAACCCCUUUACCAGCAACUAUUAUCUUUUGAAGAAAGUCCUCAAGGAAAGGUUUUACAGAUCAUUGUCUGGGGAGACUAUGGCCGCAUGGAUCACAAAUCCUUUAUGGGAGUGGCCCAGAUACUUUUAGAUGAACUGGAGCUAUCCAACAUGGUGAUUGGCUGGUUCAAACUCUUCCCCCCUUCCUCCCUAGUAGAUCCAACCUUGGCCCCUCUGACAAGAAGAGCUUCCCAAUCAUCUCUGGAAAGUUCAACUGGACCUUCUUACUCUCGUUCAUAGCAGCUGUAAAACUGUUGUCAUAGCAACCAGCGUUACAAAAAAAAAAAAAUCACAGGUCGCAAACCCUGGUAACACUGCAUGCUUAAUGUUGUGUCUUCUGAGCCUGUUCCUAGGGAUACAAAGCGAUCCUGUGUUCUCAGAGGAAGUUGCACACAUUGUGCCCUAAAGGAGGCCCUCAGGUGAAGGAGCGGAGCUAUGAAGAACUAUCAGGUUUGGAGUUCAGUAACACUCGAGUUUUGGUCCAAUCUGAAGCCAUGGAUUAAUAUCAAAGAAUCAGUCAGUUUCAUGCAACAAAAGCCCUUUUCAAUGGCACCUUUAUAUUUUUAUUGUUCCUUUUUCUUCAUUUCUCUGACCCCCAAAGUCCUGUGAUGCCACAGAAAUGGAGCUAUCCAGCCGUUAAGCCAUGUUAUAAGUGAAGGACUGACGUCCUGGGAAGCAUCAGGUGAAAAGCAAGAGACCAAAGACGAGGUCUAGGACAGAACGUCAGCCCUCCCCCGGACUGGACAGGAGCAGCCGGUCCAAAGUGACGACCUGAGCAGUGGCAGACCUCGGAGCUCCAGCAGGCAUGUCGUUCACUAAUGCCAAGUUGUGUUGGACUCUGAAAAACAAAAUUCUGUGGCUACACUGUACUGAAUGAAAUUAAACUUUUUUUUGCAUGGACAGAUUAGCUGAAUAUUUAAAUUAUUUUCUUGGGGCUGCAACUUGCAAAAAAAAUAAAAAUCAGCCAUUUUUGACAAUUUAUAUUAUUUUUAAAAAUAAAUUUCACUAGUGCAUGGUUUUAAAAAAGGGAGAGAAUGCAGCAGGGUGAUACAAAGACACACCAUGUUUAUUCUUUAAUCACAGUCUGUGUUUUGGCAGACAUUGCAGAAGAAAAUACUUUCUAGAAAAUACUUAAAAUUCUCUUUAUGUGACAAAUAAGUAUAAUAUAUUCAAUUUAUUUCCAUGGUAAAUAUACAAAUCUUACAAAGUUCAACAUGUGCAAAUUGUCCACAUCUUUCUUCCUUUCUCUCACUUUUCCUCUUCUCCCUCUUUUAAUCUUUUUAUUUUCUUUCUCCCUACUAGAGUGAACAUUAUGCUAAAAAAAAAAAUGACAAGUUUUUUGACCUGAUACUCUCUUAAUACCCCAUGUUCGGUUCAGAGCUGUAGAUACUUCUGAAUUUCUCAAGGAGGGAAAAAACUAUUUAAAAGCUUUCUUUAUUUCAAGCAUGUUGAAAAGGAUUUUGCAACAUGACUUGGGAGUACAUUAAAGUAAGUCAGCAUGUGUUUGAUAAAGAAGAUAUUUGAACUUUUGCAAUUUAUUGUACAGUGCAUGGUAAUUUUAUUUUCACCUUCCAAGUUCAGUUUACAGGAAAAUCCUAAAAUCAUGUGGCCAUUGUAAUGUCUAAUAAAUUUGUUUUUAGCACCAGCAUUAUUCAUACAGGGGUUAAAGUAUUAUUUCUAGAAGGUCUUAGGUUUUGUUUUUAAUUAGUUAAAAGCAAUUUCUUUAGUCAGUUUCCAUUUACUAUGUGAAUAAAAGCACUGCUAAAAAUUUGGAGCCCUGAAAGACAGGGCAGUUUAUUAAUUCAUUUUUCUGUAGUAAAACUCAAUUUUUCACAAAUUAUAUUUCUAAAGAAACAUAGCAAACAUAAAUUUGCAACAGAUAAUUUUAAAGCUCCAAUUUUUAGGUAAUUCAAAGAAAGUCAAUCUGCCUGUUAACCGUUCUUUGACACCAUCACCAAAAGUCUACACUCAAAUGCCCUAAAAUCAAACCCCUGCCUUUGGUUUUACAGACAGUUAUUACCAUUGGGUGGUGCUGCAAGGUCAAAUUUCUCUUAAGUUCCCCUCUUUAGAGGAAAAGUCACCGAGUAAUGUAAUAAGCCACCCAUAGUUUCUGUUUCUUUCUGUACACUUUGAUGACAUGUUCUUAUAGAUUGAUUUUAACUUCUAGCAACAGCUUUUGAAAUCUACAUACAUACCAUUUGUUUAAGUUAAUGCCAUGCACAAAAAUUGCUCUUUUGUGUUCCUUUUAAAUUCAGUGCUGACCAUUAAAAACUAUCAUGCUUGAUAUGGUGCAAAAGUUAAAAGUGAGUAUCACUAGAAAUGCCUUCUCUCUAUGUGGUGCAAUAUGAGAUACACCAAGCCUGUGUCUUGACAUUCUGAGACCUGCGAUGGACCCAGGUAAAGUUGCGAAAUAAACGAAUAAAAUAAUUUAGACACUUGUGUACCAGCAACAAUUGAUUUAAUAGACCUAUAGCGUCUAUACUAUCCCUUAGAAUAAACAUUUAACAUUUUCCUGAUACUAAGAUGCAGUCACAUAAUCUUUUGUGCAUAUUCCUAUAUAAAUUAUUUCUAAUUUUAAUAAGAAGGACAUGACUGUAUGGAAUAUUUGUACAUACCUGUCAUUAUGCAGUAUUUAUUUUAAAGUUGGUUUUUUUUUUUUUUAAUUUUCACAUGUCUGCACCUCAACUUGUGACCUAGUCAUGUAAAUAGCACUAUGCCAGUGACCAUUGCUGCCCUGUACAUAAUAUGUUUUAAAAGUAAAGGGAAUUCCAGUUGGAAAAAAUAUAAAGGGCAGAUUAGUCCUGUGAUGAACACCAACUAAUGUAAAACUCAAAUUCAUUCUGGUGAUGGUAUUUAACACUUUAAAUAAAACAUUUUCUUUACAGA